Messenger RNA from Insectozyma verbasci, 747 nucleotides. The record is from the annotation of a GenBank genome assembly. Lineage: Eukaryota; Fungi; Ascomycota; Pichiomycetes; Serinales; Debaryomycetaceae.
AUGCCAAAAUUAGUUUUAGUUAGACACGGUCAAUCAGAGUGGAAUGAAAAAAAUUUAUUUACUGGUUGGGUUGAUUGUAAAUUAUCAGAAACUGGUAGAAAAGAAGCUAAAAGAGCCGGUGAAUUAAUUAAAGAAGCUGGUAUUAAUGUUGAUGUUUUACAUACUUCUGUAUUAUCAAGAGCUAUUCAAACUGCUAAUAUUGCUUUAGAUGAAGCUGAUCAAUUAUAUGUCCCUGUUAAGAGAACUUGGAGAUUAAAUGAAAGACAUUACGGUGCUUUACAAGGUAAAGAUAAAGCUGAAUGUUUAGAAAAAUUUGGUAAAGAAAAAUUUCAAACUUAUAGAAGAUCUUUUGAUGUUCCUCCUCCAAAAAUUGAUCCAAAAGAUGAAUAUUCACAAAUUGGUGAAAGAAGAUACAAUGAUAUUGAUCCUUCUGUUAUACCAUUAACUGAAUCUUUAAAAUUAGUUAUUGAUAGAUUAUUACCUUAUUGGCAAGAUGAAAUUGCUGGUGAUUUAUUAGAUGAUAAAGUUGUUUUAAUUGCUGCUCAUGGUAAUUCUUUAAGAGGUUUAGUUAAACAUUUAGAUAAUAUUUCUGAUGAUGAUAUUGCUGGUUUAAAUAUUCCAACUGGUAUUCCCUUAGUUUAUGAAUUAGAUUCAAAUUUAAAACCAACUAAGCCGGCUUAUUAUUUAGAUCCUGAAGCUGCUGAAGCUGGUGCUGCUGCAGUUGCUGCUCAAGGUCAAAAGAAAUAG